This is a messenger RNA of Paraphaeosphaeria sporulosa, 481 nucleotides long. RefSeq lists its product as uncharacterized. Bases 32 to 259 code for a protein of 75 amino acids. Lineage: Eukaryota; Fungi; Ascomycota; Dothideomycetes; Pleosporales; Didymosphaeriaceae. The record is from RefSeq and is a predicted model, not a curated record. The transcript has a single exon.
CGCCGAGGGCUGGAACAGACGCUUGUGUACGAUGCCAGGCGGGAGCCGAACCACGUCGCGCUUGACCCCUCAAUCCUAUCUACACCUCCCUUCCCACUACGUCUCCGCGCCGCACUCCCCAUCGCAUCCGUCGUCGGUCCAGCCCAGGGCGGAGCAUUCGCGGAGCAUUCGUGUUCGGCACCUCCCAUCCUGCCCGCGCACAGGCUCCCAUCCACAUCCACGUGGCGCCCCUGUCCGUGCCCUACUUCAUAGGGUCUAGCGCUCAUCGGGGCUGCCGAUCGCUUCCCAGGGUGCAGACGGGGUUGCCGAUCUCCUGGUGAAUAGCUGGUACGGUCGUUGUGGUACGAUUUUGGAUGCGUUUGGAAGGGCUUGCAAUGGCUCGAUGAAUGUGGUGCGGAAAAAGGUUUCCUGAGUAGAUGCCGAACGACUAAUGCAGGCGCGGAAGCAAUCCGGGGUCACUUCGGUGACGGAGGUUAGGAAA